GGAUCCGCAGUAAGUCUUCGGUGGUCAUUGAGGAAGGUCGAACAUUCCCGUAACUCCCUCUCUCGUACUUUCGUGUGAGUGUGUGCCGCCUGUCAGCUCACCGUCGAAACCGUCCAUGUUUUCUCCUUACAGUGUUAAAGUCUGAUUCGCGCGAAAGAAAGUGGUUUGAGUGUGCGCGAGCGCGCGUAAAAAGAAAGUCGAUGCUGUCGAACAACGGAGCGGCAGAGCCCCUUCCCAACGAGUAGUGCUAUGAGUAUGCGCACGGUGGUGAGCCACAAUCCAUGACCGCAGUGGAAGAAUCGGUAGUAACUUAACGUACCCCUUGCUGUCAGCUCAAAUUGUUUUCGGCCGUUUCGCGGACUGGUUGGUACUUUCUUUUUUGCUCUUACUUCUCCGGGCUCUUGCGUUGAGUCAAGUAGUGCUGAGAUUCGGCCGAGUGUUGUAGAGUGUGGCUUAGCGCUUGCGUUUGCGGUUUCGAUCACUUUACGGGAAAAAAACCAACGGAUUAUUUGCGAAUGUUAAUUAUUCUAAUUUCCCGACUCUCACUCAGUGUUCAGUGUUGACGAAUGAAAUGCGCUGGCCACUAUUGUGCUGUAGUGUUUUGGUUCGCUAGAUCAUCUACCAGUGACAGACCGCCAAAUCAUUAGUCUGAAGUGAAAUAUUCUCCAAAACAGUAAUCUCUGUUGUUCAACAAGCAAAAUUAACACACAGAAAAACCGCACCGAACAAGCAAGAGGAAAAGCUGAAGAGGUUCAAGGUUCUCCAGUUCCUUGGAAUUCGUCUGCAUGCCGGGAGAAAGUGUAUGAUGUUUGUCCAAGUAGUGCGAUUGUCGUAGUUUGGUAGUGCCCAUCGGUGUUCAAUGGAAUUGAUUGAAAACAAAUAAAACGGGAAGAUAAACAUACGGUGCCGAAGAGUUCGACGAGGCCCUGGCUGCGGCGGAGAUUUUCACUCUGCCAAAGGAAUAUUUAUUUACGAGUGCAACUGGUGCGCAGUGAGUGUUGGCUUUGGUGGGAGUAAGAGUUUAAAAUUCAGUCACCCUGCGAUAGACGUGAUGGUGACCAACGUCAAGUGGAGAUUGCCGAGGGCAGCGCUGGUACUAGCUCUACUGGCCAUGGUUGACGCAGCAAAUGGGUUAAGUUCAACAAGUGAAAGAGAGAGUCGGCGGCUGUUCGGGGGCUACAGGAUAACGCCAAAGUUUUGCAACGCCACACGGUCUCUGAUGAAGCGGGAUGGCGAGCGACGAGGGCCCACUAUCUGUAUGUUCAACCACGAGUGUUUCCAGCGGCAGGGUGAAGUGGUGGGAGCCUGCAUGGAUGGGUUUCUUUUCGGGACAUGCUGCGAGCUACCGCUGACGAAUGACAUCGCCACGGUGACGGAUGCGAUCUUUGAUCAGUACAAUUACACCGACGGUGGGGAGAGCACCUCGCAGUCUCCGCUGAGUUCCGCAAUUGCCAGUCAGUAUGAGAAGUUCGGAAGCCAAUCGCAGGCAACCGGGGAGAAUGAUUAUAAUCCGGUUAUCACGUAUGAACCUGUGAAAGUGGACGAUACUCCGAAUAAAACCGUGUCCAGCAUUGUAGUGAAUAUCCCGAGUAAACCUGCGGCUGGCAAGCCGGUGUUCAACAAACUGGACAACAACUAUAUCACAAAUGACGACCUGGACGAAGAUAUUGUGUCAAGUAAUCUCAACUCACACAAACUCUCGAUUUCCGACAGUGCCGUUUCGGUGUUUUCUCCCUCGACUUCCAAUGUCAAAACGGAAACAGUAGAGGUAGCAACUACACAUCCCGAUCCUCCACCGGUUCCAAGCAGCAAUAAUUUCGUUGAAGUUGACAGUAACAAUAAUGUGUACAGUACAGAGAUUCCCUCUUCACUUAACGCGUUCAAUGAACACCUUCCGGACACCAAACAACCUGGAACUGAAACCAGUACUGAUAUCACCGCCAGUGGGGUCCAAAUGAUUGCCAAUCAGAUAUAUAAUGAAAAUCAAUUAUUCGAUCAUAGUGACAUCACGCAUCCCGAGGCUGAAACAGAUCUGAUCAAUGAGAACGGUGCGGUAGACCAAAGCUACGCGAAUCCUAGUGAUUUUGACACCGAGGAAAACGCCACCGAAAAGCAAUCCACGGAGCAGCCGGUCAAAAUUAAUUUCCCAAAGCCAUUGUUUAAACUUAAGCCUAAGCCCACACAGACACCAGAAUCAACCAACUACGUACUCGUACACACCAUCUCUAGUGAUCCUAAAGACGAAGAGAAUCAAACCGCCAAACCAACUGUUUCCGUUAACAAUAUCCACUCAAUCGAAUCGAUAAUUCUAAUGCUGAACGAGACGAAUCUUGGCCCACAGUACGACACCGAUAGUGACACUAGAACCGAGAACGUAACCAUAACCAUGACCACAAUGGAUACCACUUCACCAGCAACUUAUGCGACGUCUUCGAUUGAUUACGAUAGAUACGGACCAACCAGCUUCUACAUUACAAAACCACAGAAAACCAAUCCUCCAGCUCCAGCUUCGAUCACUACGAAGAUUCCCUCUACCAAUUACGGAUAUCAGACCAACCCCAAACCAACCAGACGCCCUAUUCUGGAACCAGUUGUGGUUCAAGCUACUCUUUUGACCAACGCCUACGGCACAACUGCCGUAACUCAAAAAGAUCCAAUUAUUUCCGUAUCUACCGUUCGGCCAGCCACGAAUAAACCAACACCUACUACAGAAGGUCCCUCGAAACGACCAGUACUGAUCAUUAGUGAAGCAGACCAUACUGUACCAUCUGGAUACUACACGACUUCGUCCGGCUCAUCUCCAUCGCCUAUUAUGGUGUCUAGCAUCCAACCAACUAAGAAAGUAACAACAAAACGUCCGGUUUCAACUACGAUGAAGCUUCCCGAGUACAUUGUGCAGUCAUCAACACUAUCCCACCAAGCACCCUCCACAAUUGCCAACAUAAACUACAUUCACGUCGCCACUGCUUCCCAAAACCCGUCCCCAACGGUUCAUAUCACACCCAAGCCCGUGCCAGGGCUUGUAACCUCCAGUACAUGGAACAACAACAAACAGACAACACCCUCCAGUAGCAAUCAACGACCCGGAUUUUAUGAGAACACUCCACCACCAGUGUAUGUAUCAUCUCUGGCAGAUUUUGAAGAUGAGGGCUAUUUUGGUCACACAAAACGACCAGUUGGGAAGCCAACCGUGUCAUCCACCGUCAUGUAUCCCACAAAGGAAAAUAACAACAAUAUGAUCAUUAACUACGUCUCUUCGACCUAUGCUCCGUACGGUUCCACGCCAUCCUAUCCGACUAAAACCAGAAUCCCUCCAAGCUCCCAACCAGGACAGAUGUACAUCGCACAUCCCCUCGAAGCUUCAACGAUGAAAAACGAACUGUACACAACGCCGGAUGAUGUCAACAACUUCCCCCCAGUUCGAAACCCCAAUCUGAACCUCACGGACUCGACCAUGAUGACGAACAUCACCAAAAUCGAAAACGAUAACUUCGCUGGCAUCACCGAUGAAGACAAGAUGAAUAUGCUGGUCAACAAGAUCGUACAAAGCUUCAACGGUAACUUCGAGGAACUGGAGGCGAUCCUCAAGCAGCGAAAGAAUCUGACAAUGACUCCCACACCUAGCACUACCACCACCACGACCAAGGUACCCGGGUCAACAAGCAAACCAGUCACGAAGAAGAAGAAAAAACGACCAAGUGGCAGCAAGAAGCCUUCGAACGGUACAACUUCAACAUCGGCGAGUGGGAUAAAAAAGCCAGCUUCGGUCAAACCGACAGCCAUCGUACAGGAAGAGCCCGUCUAUCCAACCAUCACCAGCUCAACAACCGUGAAGCCAAAAUCUUCCAAGAAACCCAGUAAGAUCAAGCGACCCAGUAACUCAACGAAACCUGCCUCGUCGAAGCCAACCACAACCACCUCGCUAUCAAACUCAGCGAAACCUGGCAAACCAUCCAGCACCAAGCCCAAACCAUCCUCUUCGUCGACUCGGCCCAAACCGCCGGUCUCGAACGGCACCAAGCCGGCCGCCGAUGAGAAACCAAUCACCAACUCGAAACCCCUGCCCACCACCAAGAAACCGGUCCGGACGUCCACCUCGAAGAAACCCUCGGCCACGAAGAAACCCACCAUCCGGCCGGCGCUGCUCGACGAAACCGAACCGAUCACGGUGAUCACGACCCGCAAACCGACCAAGGCGACAAAGCGUACCACGAAGCGACCGACGACGACGACGACCACAACCACCACCACCGCAGCUGCCCCGGAGGACGAGAUCAUUGAGGAGGAAGAGAACGCCGUGGAGGAGGAAGAGGAAGAGGAGGACGUCGGCGAGGAGACCAGCGGCAACACGGUCGACGAGGACACGCAAGGGACGCGCAGAAUACUAUGCGGUCAGCGGCCAUUGAUGAAGAGUGGACGUGUUGUGGGCGGCAAAGCCGCCACAUUUGGCGAGUGGCCAUGGCAGGUACUGGUGCGGGAGGCAACUUGGCUCGGACUAUUUACCAAAAAUAAGUGCGGCGGAGUGUUGAUUUCGAAUUCUCACGUUAUCACAGCUGCCCACUGUCAGCCCGGAUUCCUAGCCUCACUGGUUGCAGUAUUCGGUGAGUUCGAUAUCUCGAGUGACCUGGAAGCGAAGCGGUCGGUAACGAAGAACGUCAAACGGGUUAUCGUGCACCGGCAGUACGAUGCGGCCACGUUCGAGAACGAUCUGGCGAUAUUGGAGCUGGAAAGUCCCAUCCACUACGAUGUGCAUAUAGUGCCAAUUUGCAUGCCAUCCGACGAAGCUGACUUCACCGGUCGGAUGGCAACCGUUACCGGAUGGGGACGGUUAACGUACGGAGGCGGAGUGCCCUCCGUGCUGCAGGAGGUACAGGUCCCAGUGAUAGAGAACAGCGUCUGCCAAGAAAUGUUCCACAUGGCCGGCCAUAACAAAAAGAUCCUACCGUCGUUCGUUUGUGCUGGCUACGCGAACGGCAAACGAGAUUCCUGCGAGGGAGACAGCGGCGGCCCACUGGUGCUCCAGCGUCCGGACGGCCGCUACGAGCUGGUCGGCACGGUGUCCCAUGGAAUUCGAUGUGCUGCCCCCUACCUGCCCGGCGUUUACAUGCGAACGACUUUCUACAAGCCCUGGCUGCGAAGCGUCACCGGCGUCAAAUGAAGCGCAGUAGCAAGUAGUUGGAAGAGCAAAAACACGAAACACGAACGAGCGAGGAUGAGGUGUCCUUUCCAGCAUCAUCCUCUCCCCCGGAACUCUCCACGGUUGAGCUAGUGUGUAAUGGCGCGAGGAAUGCAUUUUGGAAAGAAAGAGCGCUUGUGUGGGUGUCUGUUUGUGUGAGCCACGAGUAUUAGUAUGGAUGUUUGUUUGUACGUUUGUAUGUAUCAUCUUUUUGAGCACUGAUGCGCAUCUAUCGACUGGACGUAAAGUUUUUUUUUUCGAGCGCUCGCAGUUUCGUAAAGAAGUUACGUUUUAGGGAACAAAUUGCAAUACUUUAUCUAUAGUGAAUGGAUGUAAUUUGGAGUCAUUGUUAAAAUUAAUUUAUUAUUGUUGUUAGUUAUUAAUUAAAUUAUUCUCUAGCCUGUACUUGAAGAAGGGGAAAUGAACAGAAUACAAAUCAAGUGAACAGUGGGGCAAAUGGGCGGUGUAAAAAUGUGAUUAUUUUAAUUUAUAUCGAAGAAGAAAAGUAAAGAUAACUAUUAAAGAAAUUUAAUAAAUGUAUUAUUUAAGAAAUUAUUUAUCAUGCGAUUUGUUCACCAAACUGA
Messenger RNA from Toxorhynchites rutilus septentrionalis, 5760 nucleotides. RefSeq names its product serine protease filzig (gene flz). The transcript has 8 exons. Gene Ontology annotation, molecular function: serine-type endopeptidase activity. The coding region runs from base 1052 to 5158 and encodes 1368 amino acids. NCBI's taxonomy places the organism in Eukaryota, Metazoa, Arthropoda, Insecta, Diptera, Culicidae. Gene Ontology annotation, biological process: proteolysis. The record is from RefSeq and is a predicted model, not a curated record.